This is a messenger RNA of Penicillium riverlandense, 528 nucleotides long. RefSeq lists its product as uncharacterized. Lineage: Eukaryota; Fungi; Ascomycota; Eurotiomycetes; Eurotiales; Aspergillaceae. Bases 1 to 528 code for a protein of 175 amino acids. The transcript is spliced from 2 exons. The record is from RefSeq and is a predicted model, not a curated record.
AUGUGCGGGGGCGAAACAGGUCGACCCAGCUUUGGAGGAACGAUCGCUGUGCUAUUCCCUCAAGAGAAUGAGCUAAAUUCGAGUUUCUCAUCUGAUGUGUCAUUAUCCUCCUCACCAGACUCGGUCGCCUCUUCGGCUUCAACUUCUUCAUCAACCUCAUAUAUAUCCUCAUAUUCUCUUUUCUUCCGCGACACCGGUAUAGGGCGUCAUACAACCAAGGCGAUUUUUCGGACCAACGAUACAAACACCUAUAAUGCACUUCGGGGAUGCAAAUAUCUUCACAUGAGAAUAGAGAAAUACGGAGAUCUCUCGAUGACCACCUCUGCAUCACCACCGCUCCACCGCUUCCGAUUGGAUGUCGCACAGGAUGUGGCUCACCAUAGCUCCGACUCUCAGGCUCAAUUGGAAUUUGAGCUUCCGCAGCGGCUUGAUCUGGGUGUCUCGGAGAAAGGCGUUGUUGGCCGACAGGUUACCGUGAGAGAGGAGGGAGGUGCAGUUUUGGGCGUUGGAGUGGUUGGAUAUAACUGA